Pocillopora meandrina is the source of this 1569-nucleotide messenger RNA. NCBI's taxonomy places the organism in Eukaryota, Metazoa, Cnidaria, Anthozoa, Scleractinia, Pocilloporidae. The record is from the annotation of a GenBank genome assembly.
AUGGCAAGGAAAGCAACAUCGAGCUAUGGGAUGAGAAAAAGUUUUGAGCCGAAACCUGUGAAGAAUAACAAGUCAGAAUCAAGUGAGGGCAAGAAGAUAUACACUGAAUAUCACCGUCAUCGAGCUUGCCCAAUUCAAGGGUGUAAAUCAGUGGUGAAGCGCUUAUCUAAUCAUAUACGUCAAGUUCAUCGGGACAUCCCAGUAGGGUCACCAUUUUACAAAAAGAUUUUGAGAGAAGCUCGCUCAGCCAAAACCUGGAAACCGUCUGAACAAGUUAAACGUUUUCUUACAGAAGAGGAAACAAAGAUAAAAAAAUGUUCUCUCGCCGAGUCAGAAGAUGAAGUGGAGGUGCAGACGAACAACACGGAACCUUCUGAAGAAGAGCAAGCCAUUAUGGAAUCGGCAGAAGAAGCUUAUUCUUCAAACGUAGAAGAUGAGAUAAAUGUAGUAUCCUCCUUCCGCAGCUGGUUGCAGUCAGCAGAUGGCGGUAGAAAGGAUAAGAAAUUAUCAAAGCAACAUGCCUCGCAAUUGUUCCGCAUAUUGCAGAUAAUUGAUCCUUCGCUGCAGUUUGAGUCGUUAUUCAACAAAACCUUUGUUCGCGACACUUUUUUGAAGCAAGCAGAAGCAAAGUAUACAGCCGAUACCGUCAAAGCCUAUCUCCUCAGUUUAAGGCAUUUCUGUUCGUACGUGGUUGCCGAGAAACCUGAAAGUGUGGCUGUUGAUCCUGCCCUUGUGCAACAAAUUCAAGAGAAAGCACGUCUUUGGUCCAUGUCGUAUAGGAAGGAUAGUAAACGGCGGUAUCUUGAGAAGAUGGACAACGACCUUAGCAAUUUAGUGACCCCUGAAAUGGUCAACGAAUAUGAACGCAGUGAGGCAGCACGGAGCGCUGUUGACCUUUUGGAACAACUAAGUGGAGCGCAUUCGUUACAAGUUAACCAGUCCAUGUACACUCUCGUCAGAGAUUUUAUUCUCCUUGAAAUCACUAUUGUCAAUGCACACCGUUCUGGUGUGUUGGCAAAUAUGACACUGGAAGAAUAUAAGGCAGCAAAGAGAGUGGAUGAUAGCAUGGUCAUAAGCGUCAAGGACCACAAAACGGAGGAUACUCACGGCCCGGCACGCGUGGUGUUGUCAUUAUCAUUGUUCUCGUAUUUAAGAUUGUACGUCAGUGAAAUGCGAAGCCAGAUGGAAGAUUCCACAAGUGAAGAGUAUGGAAGUAACAAAAGAAGUGUGUUCCUGUCUUGGAAUGGUUCUAAAUUAGAGUCCGGCCAGAUAUCCACUGCCAUUAACGCAGCGUGGAGGAAGGGAGGAAUGGAAGGGCACGUGACAUCAACUAUUUUUCGCAAGUCAGCAUUCACCAAAGUGCACACACGACAUAAAGGAAUGAAAUCAGAUCUGGCCGACCUCAUGGCGCAUAAAGAAGGGACAGCUGAGAGAUUUUACCGACUUAAAAAGAAAGAGAAAGCGUGCGUACAAGCGGCAAGCAGCCUUCCCACCAUUAUGAGAUCGGCUGAACCGAAAAAAGGCGUAGAAGAUACCCUACCAACCGCUACGACUUCUCACGAUGUCUAG